Molecule: messenger RNA, 522 nt
Organism: Knipowitschia caucasica
Lineage: Eukaryota; Metazoa; Chordata; Actinopteri; Gobiiformes; Gobiidae
Source: the annotation of a GenBank genome assembly
AUGAAAGUGUUCAUCGGUGAGGUGUUUCUGUUGAGUGGUCGAAAAUUCUCGUCAUUUUGGUUUUCAAUGUGGAUGUGCAAGGAGUGCCCUGAGACUGUUAUCUACGAGAAACCCAACAUUGAAAUAAGACUACUCUGCAUCCUAAAGGCUCUGUGCGUGUACUUGAAUGAAGCCCCCGAGGACCUGGUUAAGACCUACAUGGAUGCCGAUGUUGGAGCAGAGAAGGAGUUUGAGAAAGUAGUGCUGGGUGUCUACAUCGUGGAACAUCAACAUGCCGAUGCAUCAGACUCAUUGGAGGACUUUGGAAUAAUCAUCGAUGGCAUUGCAGUUCUUCAAGACCUAAAACACAUUCCAACUGGAUGGGCGCUCCUUCUUGGAUUAAUCUACUGUCUGGACAUGAACUCUCGAAAGGGACUCGGAUGUACUUUUGAAUUUAUUCCAAAGGUAUUAAUGGAAGUGGACAGAAGAAAGCUCUCCAACAAAGUUCAAAUUCUGAAAAACAAACUGCACGAACAUAUCUAA